This is a messenger RNA of Belonocnema kinseyi, 2193 nucleotides long. Its product is annotated as probable chitinase 10. Gene Ontology annotation, cellular component: extracellular region. The transcript is spliced from 9 exons. Gene Ontology annotation, molecular function: chitin binding; chitinase activity. NCBI's taxonomy places the organism in Eukaryota, Metazoa, Arthropoda, Insecta, Hymenoptera, Cynipidae. The coding region runs from base 1 to 2193 and encodes 730 amino acids. The record is from RefSeq and is a predicted model, not a curated record. Gene Ontology annotation, biological process: chitin catabolic process; carbohydrate metabolic process.
AUGGCUUAUAUUAAUAAAGAUGCUUCUGUACAAUUACCUGAUGAAUAUACAGAUAUAGGAGCGAAUGGAUUUAAAAGGAUCAAUGAUCUUCGAAAAAAGAACAGAAGCCUGAAAACCUUAAUCGCCAUACAGGAAACGGUAACUGAUAAUGAGAAAAAAAACAAAAACAAUAAAAUAUUCUUCGAUCCCGUUCUGCGAGGAAAACUUGUUAAUAAUGUUGUCAACUUCGUUCAAAAAUAUAAAUUCAACGGUAUCCAACUCGAAUCGGCAUAUAUAUCUCAAUAUGAUGCAGUUGCAUCUGAUAAGCAGAAUUUCGUUUUGCUAUUGAAAGAACUCAAAGAAAAAUUCGAUAAAAACGGUUUAAUUUUAGCCUUAGCAGUUGAUGCUAGAGAAUCGACUGCCAAGAAAUAUGAUAUUAAAGAAAUAUCGAAGUAUGUCAGCUUCAUAAAUUUGGAGACUUACAACUUUCACAGAGAUAUUUUUAACGAUGAGAAAGUACUGAAAGCUGGACAUAUUGCUCCACUGUAUCAUUCAUCAAAGGAAAAUACGGAGGAUCGGAAACUGAACAUUGAUUAUAUUGUGAAAUACUGGCUUUCGCAAGAAGCUCCACCAAACAAGUUAAUACUGGGAACUACUUUCACUGGAAUAAUAUAUACUUUAGCUAAUCCAAAGCAAGUUGGCAGGGACGCACCUGUAGUUGAUACUGUAAAAUAUACUUUAGACACGACAGGCUAUGGCUUUUUUUGCCCAAAUGAAAAAGAUCGUAUAUGGAAACAACUCUACGACAAGGAACAGCAGGUGCCAUAUAUGUACAAAGGGAAGAGAAUGAUUGCCUAUGAUAAUGUUGCCUCCAUCAAGACAAAGGCCGAAUAUGCUAAAAGUAUGAAGCUUGGUGGUGUGUUCGUGGAUAGUAUUGAACAAGAUGAUUUUCUCGGACAAUGUGAUGGAGAGAAGUCUCCUCUUCUGAAGGCUGUGAACCGAGUCCUCAGAAACAAAUCUUUCGCUUCUGGUAGUACGCCGCCAGAAGAGCUGUCAGCGAAGCAUCCGGUGGGGCGACCAGUACAUAAUAAUAAGUGUCACAAAAUCGUUGGUUGUUACUAUGUUAAUAAUGAAAAUGAGCAACCUGUCGAAACGCUAAACAUAGAGAUGAUCGAUUUGUCUCUUUGCACUCACUUAUUUUACAGUAUGGCUUCUCUUCAGAGAAACGCUUCUGUACAAGUGACUGAUGAAUAUACAGAUAUAGGAGCGAAUGGUGCAUUUCAACGGAUCAGUAACCUUCGAAAAAAAAACAGACGCUUGAAAACCUUAAUCGCCAUGGAGGAAUCGGUAUGGGAAGAUGAUAGUAAAAGAAUUCAAAAUAAAAUAAUGUUUGAUCCGAAUCUGCGAGAAAAACUUGUUAAUAAUGUUGUCAAGUUCGUGCAAAAAUAUAAAUUCAGUGGUAUAGAACUUCAUUCGCAAUAUCUAGCUGAAAAUAAUGCAGUUUCUUCUGAUAAGCGGAACUUUGUUUUACUAUUAAAGGCACUCAAAAAAAAAUUCGAUAAAAACGGUUUAAUUAUAUCUUUAGCAGUUGAUGCUAGAGAAUCGACUGCUAAGAAAUAUAAUAUUAAAGGAUUAUCAAAAUAUGUGACCUUCAUAAAUUUAAGGACUUACAAUUUUCACGGAGAUAAAACUUAUGAUGGAAAGAACAUAGUGAAAGCUGGUCAUAGUGCUCCACUGUAUCAUUCACCAAAGGAAAAUACGGAGGAACGGAAAUUGAAUGUUAAUUUUGUAGUGCAACUUUGGAUUGCUCAACAUGCUCCACCAGGCAAGUUAAUAUUGGGAACUACUGUCGUAGGACUCGAGUAUAAUUUAACUAAUCCAACAAAUUUUGGUAGAGACGCACCAGUUGUUGAAGAUCCAAAAUAUGUUUUACCAACGAUAAGCUAUAUCGAUGUUUGUCCAAAAGAAAAGAAUCGAGUAUGGACGACUUUCUGGGACGAGGAACAGGAAGUGCCAUAUAUCCACAAAGGGAAGGACAUGAUUGCCUAUGAUAAUGUUAACUCCAUCAGGAUGAAGGCUGAAUAUGCUAACAAAAUGAAGCUUGGUGGUGUAUUCCUAGAAAGAAUAGAUGAAGAUGAUUUCAGUGGACAAUGUGGAGGAGGGAAAUUUCCACUUCUAAGAGCUGUAAACCAAGUUCUCAGAGCCAAAUGUUAA